Molecule: messenger RNA, 1170 nt
Organism: Daphnia pulex (common water flea)
Lineage: Eukaryota; Metazoa; Arthropoda; Branchiopoda; Diplostraca; Daphniidae
Product: alpha-(1,3)-fucosyltransferase C-like
Exons: 1
Coding region: 1-1170 (389 amino acids)
Cellular component (GO): membrane
Molecular function (GO): alpha-(1->3)-fucosyltransferase activity
Source: RefSeq, a predicted model, not a curated record
AUGUUGUGUUAUUGUCUGUACAAGAGAGAAGUGGCGAGGGAAACGGACCAACAUAAAAGUGUCGAGAACAGCGGAUUUAUUCAGAAAAACGUAACGAAAACCAUUUUAGUGUGGAACGGCGUCAGAAGGAAGGAAGUUCGAGUUUUUGGACAAGGUGACCAAAUUUUUGUCAACCAAAGUUGCCCCGUCAAUCGCUGUGAGAUCGUCACCAGUCGGACCGAACGUCCGAUCGAAAGUUACGACGCCAUCAUCGUCGUCUUUCACGACGAAUUAAUUACUCCCUAUGAGCUGAAAAUGCCAGAAUUCCCAAACGGACGCAACCCGAAUCAACGUCUCAUCUUUUUGACCCAGGAGCCUCCGACGAGUUUGAAACGUUAUUACAACACGAGCCAAUUAACUAAUUUUUUCAACUGGACCAUGACGUACAGAAUGGACUCUGACAUUCCAUUUCUUUACGGUCGGGUCCUGCCUAAAGAGACGGCGCCUCGAACUCCAAAUGAAAUUGCACAUUACAGAGAAAUUGCUAAAAACAUCAGUAAACCUCUGCUGAAACCCGAAUUGCGCAACAAGACGAAAAAGAUCGCUUGGAUGGUCUCUCAUUGUGAAACGCACAACCAACGAGAAAAGUACGUGGCAGAACUCCAGAAAUAUGUCGACGUGGACAUUUAUGGCAAGUGCGGCAAUGGCAAGUUGUUCUGCCCACGUCACGGAAUGUUUCAUUCUGAGCCGCAUUGCAACAAAGUCAUUGAAUCCACCUACAAGUUUUAUCUCUCAUUUGAGAACUCCUUCUGCAAAGAUUAUGUUACCGAAAAGUUUUUCAAAAUCUUGGAUCUUUACAUGAUUCCGAUUGUUUAUGGAGGGGCCGACUACACCCAACACGCGCCACCCCAUUCCUACAUCGACGCACGAAAAUUCAAACCGAAAGAAUUGGCCGCUUAUCUGAAAAUCCUCGACGCCGACGACGCCCUUUACAACGAAUAUUUCUGGUGGAAGGAUCACUAUCGCGUUGAGUUCAUCACGGAAAAUACAGCACGUCACGGUUUCUGUAGUCUCUGUCAAAAGUUGCACGACAUUCAAACUCCAUUUCAAUCAUAUGCCAUUCAAAGAGUGAUCUCUGAUUUGGGCGAUGACAGCAAAUGCCCUCCCUUCGAUCCCAACGGGAUAUCGUAA